GGACAGUGCACUCACAUGGCAAGUCCAUAUAGAGAGCCUCUGUACCAAGCUCCAACAGAGAAUGUACUUUUUAAGACGACUAAGGCUGUAUGGUGUGUUAAUAACAGGCUUCUGUUUUUAUUUUUCCAAAUGAUCUUAGAAAGUAUGAUACAGUAUGGCGGUCAAACAUGGUACAGGAAUCUGACGGUUGAGUUAAAAGCCAAGUUGAGGCGUCUGGUUAAAACGACACGGAAUAUUGCUGGUCACCAAGAACAGGAAUAUACAGUAUGUAGUCCCUCUAUGAAAAGUCAGUGUUCAGGGAGGCACUGAAGAUUCUAGAGGACACCACACAUAUUCUGCAUCACACAUUCACCCUGCUACUCUCAGGUCAACGUUUCAGAACAUUAAACUGUGCAGACUGAAAAAAUAUAAGAACUCUGUUGUCCCGACUGCCAUAAGAAUGCUUAAUGACAGAUGAGACAUGCCAUACAGAUAUGCCAUGAUAUAUGAUAGAAGAAAGGAGAAGUUCAAGAACUCCAUGUGUCAACAUAGUGAUUUAAAGCGUAAGUCUUUUUUUGCAGGCAUACAUUUUAUGAUGUGAAACCAGAGGUUGACAAACUGGGAGUUUGUAAUUUGUCAUUGUAAUUCUGUCAUUUUUUGGGGAAACAGAUGCAGAACUUGGGACACAAUACCCUGCCCCGUCUCGCGAACUCCUCAUUCCAGGACGUCAUGGCUCUGCAUCUGCUCGUCUGGCUGGUCCUGUCUCUCACGAGCACCAGCUCUCACCCACUUUCCCGUCGAAGUAACGGGCUCCGGGAAUGCCGUAGCAACGGGUCCCUCAGGGCUCUAGAGGUGUUACCAGGUGGAGGAUGGGACAACCUCCGUAAUCUGGACAUGGGCCGAGUGAUGAACUUCAGCUAUUCACAGUGCCAGAUGACAGAAGACGGAGUCUACCUUAUUCCUGAUGAAGUUUUUGUAAUACCACAGAAGGUCAGCGGCGUGGAGACCAACUCUGACAUCAUCUCCUCAUGGCUCGACCAAAGCAGCACCACAUCUUCUUCCAUCAACGGAGAUGCGUCUUUCUUCUCCGUCCUCAACGCAAAGUUCUCUACGGAGAAUAAACGAAUGAAGACGCACCAAGUCAGGGAGACUUCUGUCACUGCUCGUGUUCAAGUGAGGAACCAUAUCUACACUGUGAAGGCGUACCCAGACUUCACCCUGGACUCUCGCUUCGCCCGUCAGGCUGAGGAAAUUGCUGACGCCAUAGAAAACAACCAAACUCGACAGGCAGCUUACCUAUCAGAGAGGCUGGUCCUUGACUACGGCACGCAUGUGAUAACAACCGUUGAAGCUGGCGCUUCAUUGAUGCAGGAAGAUUACCUAAAGGCGUCUUAUGUUUCUAACAUGGACAGCUCUAAAUCCACCGUCACAGCAUCAGCCGGACUGAACUUCUUCAAAAUAAUUAACUUCAACAUUGGUAGCGAAUCCGUAAAAGAGACGACAGAGACCCGUGGCUAUGCAGGAAAUGUGACAUACUCGCUGACCCUGAGCCAUGGCGGGGCGUCGUUCUAUCCCGGAAUAACUCUGCAAAAAUGGCAAGAAAGCACUCUGAACAACCUGGUAGCCAUAGACCGCUCGGGUUUGCCUAUCCACUACGUCCUCAGCAAGGCCGCGUUCCCUGAUCUUCCAGAGCCCACUGUUCGUAAGCUGGCCUUGUCGGUUCGCCAGGCUGCCCAGCGUUACUAUACCAUCAACACACGCCCAGGAUGCGUCAAGCCAGAUUCACAGAAAUUCAACUUUCAGGCCAAUGUAGAUGACGGCAGUUGCGAGGGCGCGGCAACUAACCUGAGUUUUGGUGGCGUUUAUCAACGCUGCACUCAGCUCACGGCAGAUGCGCGUUCGAUUUGUGAUGCCCAAGGCCAGAAAAACCCAGAGACUGGUGAUUACUCCUGUCGCACCCCCUACCAGGCAACCCUGUUGCAAUCGCAGAACGUGGAGGAAGGCUACAGUCAAUAUGAAUGCCACAGGCAGUGCCACAGGUGUUGGCUAUUUGCAACGUGUUGCAAAGUUGUGUGUGGCGACGCCUAUCAUGUUAAGCGUGCCAAAAUCGAGACCUACUGGUGCUCCACAGACCAAGAAACCAAGCAGUACUCUGGCUUCCUCUUUGGUGGCCUCUAUGGCCCUUCCCAGGAGAACCCUUUGAUUAAAUCCCGCAGCUGCCCUCCAAACUUCGUCCCACUCAAACUCCUCACCAACGGCCUGACGGUGUGCCUGAGUAAAGACUAUGAGGCCGGUACCCGCUUCUCUGUCCCUUUCGGCGGGUUCUUCAGUUGCAGUGCAGGCAACCCUCUCAUGGGCGGCCAACGUCGCUGCCCGCCCCAAUUCAGCCAGCACCUGGCGGCCAUCAGCGACGGGUGUGAGGUGCUGUACUGCGUCCAAUCAGGUAUCUUCACAGGCGGGCAGCUGCUGCCCAUACACCUGCUGCCCUUCACCCGCCCUCCUGUUAUCAGCCUGGUGGCCACCAACACCGUGACCGUCAUGACCGAGGGUGACAAGGCCUGGGUACGCAUUGGGGACACCAAGAUGUGGAAACUGGCCAAGGCAGACGAGGUCCAAAAGGUGGCGAACCAGCUGAACGGCUCCGAGUUGACGGGAGGGGAGAAAUUUGGCGUUGCCGUGGGUGUCAUGACCCUGGUGGCGCUGGUGGUGAUUGGUGCAGUUGUCAUCAUGAAGAAGAGGAAGAGGAUGACUGCUAGGCCUCUGAUUGGCAGUGGGUAUGAGGAGAUAACCAGUGCGGGGCAGGCAGGGAGUGAGAGAGGGGCCGGUCAGGAUGGGUCUCAGCCAGAGGAGGCAGCAGGAGACGACCCUACUCAGGCCCUGCUGGCUUAGGGUCAAAGGUCAUCGUAUGCUGUCAGCAAAAAGAAAACAGAGGACAGCGCUCCUAGACACUUAAGACUCUACUGUAUCGGGUUAAUUAAGUCUAAAGUAACUAGGAGUGCUGUCCUCUCUUAUGUAUCUUCUCUUGGGGAAUUAGCACCCAAUUACCCUUACUGUUACAUGCAUACAGUUUAUUGAUUAUAUUCUACUCUUCUUCAAUUGUCUUCUACUGUCAGUGUAUAAGAAUCAAGGUCUGUGAAAGCAGCAAUGAAAGGUUAGACAGUAAUAUGUGAUUUUAUCUUUUCUUCAUAUCAUAUUCAUGAGAUAUCUGUCAAAAUCAGUGGUCCCUGAAAGGUGAAUGUAAUCAAGGUUGAGACUGGGGUCUGUCUUUAUUUGUAAUGUAUGAUAAUCACAUUUUUAAAAUAUUAAUAGUACAUAUUCAGAUUACAGAAAACAGAAUAAAACCUAAUUCAGUGUUUUCUGGAAUUGGAAUAGGCACUAUUCAUUCAAGGCACCUUAUUAAACACUGAGCCACUUAGUAUGUCUGGUAACAUUAUACGCACACUGUAGAACUAGCACCUUCAUUUCACAUAUGAAAAGAAUGUGCAGAAUGCAAUGUAUGCCACAUGUAUGCCGAGUAUGCCACAGAGAAGAAAAGCUAACAAAAGAUAAAGAAAUAUUUACUCUGCGGACUGUGCACUAUACUUUCUCAACUGUAUAAUAAUCAUAUUAUUAACAUGUCUCUAUCCAUGUUACUUUUGUACUUUUG
Engraulis encrasicolus (European anchovy) is the source of this 3625-nucleotide messenger RNA. Its product is annotated as macrophage-expressed gene 1 protein-like. The record is from RefSeq and is a predicted model, not a curated record. Bases 649 to 2868 code for a protein of 739 amino acids. NCBI's taxonomy places the organism in Eukaryota, Metazoa, Chordata, Actinopteri, Clupeiformes, Engraulidae. Gene Ontology annotation, biological process: defense response to bacterium. The transcript is spliced from 2 exons.